AAAAGUCAAGCCAUACUUGUCAAAACUUUCAUAGAAAUAACAAAUAAAAAUAACACGAAUAACUAUUGAUUUACUCAAUAAUCAAUAGUUACAUCAAUGAAAUUAUGUAAAUAAUGGUAUCAGGAGACUGCUUUACAUAGUUAUCAUAAAAGAAGUUUAGGCUUCUACACGUAUCAAAUUGGCUCAGGACUUACCGCUAACGUCAGGAUCUAAAUUGACAGACAUUCGGUAAUUCUGUUUCAGUUAGUUUUGUAGUGUUCGUAUUGAAGUAGUUCUGGUAGUUCUACUGUUUUUAGUUUAUAAUUUGCCGUACGCCGUUCGCCUUGUGUUCUUUACAAUGGCGAAUAAUAAUAACAUGGCAGCAACAAGCAAAUUUGCGCUGCCUGUAAGCAGUGAAGAUAACAUGGAUGUGCUGGGCAUGAUCUACAGAUUCUGUAAAAAGGUGUCGAUAGUCGGUGCUGUAUAUUUAGUGGGUUAUAUGCAAUGGAGCGUGGCUUGGCUCAUCGGACCCGUCGUGUUAUCCGUCAUACGAGAUCAAUGGCGAAGAGAGAACGAGUACCGCCGCAACUUGGCCAAGGCCGCUGCCUCCUCCUCCGAAAAAGAUAUUGUUUUGGCGAGACUUGACGACCUUCCAGCCUGGGUUUUCUUUCCUGAUAUAGAGCGAGCGGAAUGGUUAAACAGGAUACUUCUACAAGUUUGGCCGAAUGUGAAUCACUAUGCCAGAAGUAUACUGAAGGAGUCGAUCGAGCCGGCGGUUGCCGAAAGCCUGGCUAAUUAUAAACUCAAUGGGUUCAGAUUUGAACGUAUGAUUCUCGGCACAAUUGCCCCUCGAGUUGGCGGUGUGAAAGUAUAUGACAAGAAUCUCUCGAGAAAUGAAAUUAUCAUGGACAUUGACCUGUUCUACGCCGGCGACUGCGACAUAUCUUUCGUCCUACAACGUAUUCGAGGAGGAAUAAAGGAUCUACAGAUCCAUGGCAUGGUACGUGUUGUGAUGAAGCCCCUGAUCACCAAGAUGCCGCUGGUGGGGGGCCUGCAGGUGUUUUUCCUCAACAACCCCUCUAUUGACUUCAACUUGGUCGGUGCUGCCGAUAUAUUGGACAUGCCUGGCUUUAGUGACAUCUUGCGUCGUUGUAUCGUGGAACAAGUUUCUCGGAUCAUGGUGUUGCCUAACAAGCUGCCCAUUAAACUGAGUGACGAGAUACCCACUGUGGACCUCCGCAUGCCUGAACCUGAGGGUGUACUUCGUAUACAUCUUGUCCAAGCUCAAAACUUAAUGAAAAAAGAUGUUUCUAUGUUAGGAAAGGGUAAGUCGGAUCCUUACGCGAUAAUAACCGUUGGAGCGCAGCAAUGGAAGACCAAACACAUAGACAACGACGUCAACCCUCACUGGGACUUCUGGUGCGAGGCGAUAAUAAGCUCGCGGAAGAGCCAGGUGCUGCAGUGCGAGCUGUGGGACUGGGACCCGGGGAUGGGCAUACAGAACGAUGAUUAUCUCGGCAGAUGUUCCUUGGAUAUUUCUCAAGUUGUGCGCGCCGGCCGAUUGGAUACGUGGCAAACUCUGCAGCAAGCAAAACAUGGGAAGGUGUACCUUCGUCUCUCAUGGCAUAGACUAUCUACCGACUUAACCGACCUUAGUCACGCUAUAACAGAGACCCAAUUAGUGAAGACCGGUGAACUUAGUUCGGCUGUGUUAUCCGUCUAUAUUGAUUCUUGUAAGAAACUGCCGAACGCAAGAACAGUUUCUCGGCCCGACCCGUACCUCACGGUGACUGUGGGUAAGAAGACAGAGAACACGGCGGUGCAGAUGCGCACAGACGACCCUGUCUACGAGAUUGGAUACUCCUUCCUCGUACAGAACCCAGAAAUUGAUCUAUUAGAAAUUAAAGCAUUGGAUCAAAAAACUGGCAGCAUCCUGGGACAACUGACGUACAGCAUUCGAGCCUUGCUGAAGGAGAAAGACCUGUGCAUGUUGACGCAGCCGAUCACGCUGCAGAAAUCAGGACCCGAGUCGAAAAUUAUCCUCGCUCUACAGUUGAAGAUUUUAAAAGAAGCCAUAAAGGAGGAGGACGUAGAUACUGAGUCGGUAUCGGAUGCAUUAAACGCGGAGCUGAAAAAAUUAGAGGAAAACUUGCAAGACAAUGCUUCAGACAAUUCUAUACCAGUGGAACAGAUCGAGAGGGCUGUUGAUGUCCCACAAGAGGAAUUGCCGCCUGGCAGAGAUUCGCCGAAACUUGUUCAUCGUACAUCGUCUAUAACUACUUCUGCGGGCGAGGCGGGGCUGGGCCGCAUCCUGCUCUCGCUGCGCUACAGUAUGCAGCAUCAGACGCUUUACGUUGUUGUACAUAAAAUUAUGAACAUACCCCUUAAGGACCCGACCAAUGUGCCGGACCCUUAUGUCAAGUUGUACUUGUUGCCGGGGCGCUCUAAGGACUCUAAGCGUAAGACUGCGGUAGUGAAGGACAACUGCAUGCCAGAGUACGACGAGCAGUUCGAGUGGGUGAUUGUACAUCUCAACCAGUACGAUUUCCGCGAAGCCAAAACUUUGUGGUUCGACCUCAUGCCUGAAUUACCCGGUGUUUAA
Molecule: messenger RNA, 2581 nt
Organism: Papilio polytes (common Mormon)
Lineage: Eukaryota; Metazoa; Arthropoda; Insecta; Lepidoptera; Papilionidae
Gene: Esyt2
Product: extended synaptotagmin-2
Exons: 24
Coding region: 338-2581 (747 amino acids)
Biological process (GO): lipid transport
Molecular function (GO): lipid binding
Source: RefSeq, a predicted model, not a curated record